UCUCAUUGUAGGACAUUUCUCAGUACACCAGACAUCCCUCACCAAGUCCAUUUGUUUGCAUGGGCGCCAACAGGGAACAAAAUGGCCUUUGUGUGGGAAAAUGAUGUCUAUGUGAAGACCAGCCCUACUGCUAAGGCCAUACAGGUGACCUCAAACGGAAAACACAACAAAAUCUUAAAUGGCAUCCCAGAUUGGGUGUAUGAGGGUAAGCAAUACAUACAAGAAGGCAGCUGUGAAUCUUACAUACCUCUUACUAUAACUAAGGAAAUGUUCUCUUCUUACGAGGCAAUGUGGUUACCUGGAGGGAAGUAUCUGGCCUAUGCUGAGUUUAACGACACUCUGGUCCAAAACAUAGAGUAUUCCUGGUAUGGGAAGGAACAGUAUCCCGACACUGUCAUUUUCCCCUAUCCUACGCCUGGUACUCCCAAGCCAGUGGUGAAGCUGUGUGUGUAUGACACUACAAACAUAUCAAACAUCACAGAAGUUGUUGUGCCAGCUUCAGUUGGAGCAAGUGAUCACUAUUUGGCCACAGUCACCUGGGUAACGGAUGAACGCAUCGCUGUCCAGUGGCAGAAGAGGAAACAGAACGAGCUCCGCUUUCAGAUCUACGACUUCAACACAGUCGGAAACACCUGGAUCCAGAAUGCGUUAGAGGUCCUGGACUACCUCUGUAUACUCUCAGGGACAACAGGGAUGCUGGUUCAGUUCCCGACAGAUCUUUGGUACCAGAUGACCUUGCCUCCUGGAUUUGACAAAUCCAAGAAAUACCCCUUACUUAUUGAUGUGUAUGCAGGGCCUUGCAGUCAGAAAGCAGACUUCCGCUAUAGGUUAGGCUGGGCCGCAUACCUGGCGAGCACGGAGAAGGUCAUCGUCGAUGGUAGGGGAAGUGGUUACCAAGGCGAAAUGCACUCCAUCUACCGACGUCUGGGAACCUAUGAGGUGGAAGAUCAGAUAAUGGCCGCAAAGGAAUUCACCAAUAUGGGCUUUGUCGACAAAGGCAGAAGAGCAACUUGGGGUUGGUCCUAUGGAGGUUAUGUCACGUCAAUGGUUCUGGGAGCUGGGAGUGGAGUUUUCAAAUGUGGAAUGGCAGUGGCCCCAGUUUCCAAGUGGGAGUAUUAUGUUAAAUAUAUAAGUAUACAAUCUACAUUACGUUACAUGAAUCAACCUUCAGAAAAUCUUGAAUUCUACAACAACUCCACAGUGACAGCCAGAGCUAAGAACUUCAAAUCAGUGCAAUGCCUUCUGGUCCAUGGGACAGCAGACGACAAUGUCCAUUUUCAGCAAGCUGCUCAGAUCGCAGCUCUGGUUGAGGAACAAGUGGACUUUGAGGCUAUGUGGUACACGGACAAGGACCAUGGUCAUGAUGGUUCAGCCAAUCAGCAUGUCUAUACCCACAUGAGUCACUUCCUCCAGAGUUGCUUCGCCUGAUGCCAUUCGAAUGAAUGAUGCCCAACCUGAUGCUUGCCGAACGAUAACCAAACUGCCCCAAAUUCAUUUGUAAUUCACUUGGACAGCAGGUUGCCUAGCGGUUAAGACCAUUUGGCCAGUUACCAAAAGGUCGCUGGUUUGAAUCCCCAAGUCGACUAGGUGAAAAAUCUGUCGAUGUGCCCUUGAGCAAGGCACUUAACCAUAAUUGCUCAUGUUAGUAGCGCUGCAUAAGAACGUCUACUAAAUUAUGUAAAUGUAAUUGAAAGUUGUCCUAUUUUUUGAUAUAUUAAGUUGUUUGAGCCAGUACCCAAACAUACAGUCCAAAAGACUAUCCUCUCUGUCACGCCCUGGCCUUAGUAUUCUUUGUUUUCUUUAUUAUUUUAGUUAGGUCAGGGUGUGA
Salvelinus sp. IW2-2015 is the source of this 1828-nucleotide messenger RNA. NCBI's taxonomy places the organism in Eukaryota, Metazoa, Chordata, Actinopteri, Salmoniformes, Salmonidae. The record is from RefSeq and is a predicted model, not a curated record.